Messenger RNA from Octopus bimaculoides (California two-spot octopus), 5094 nucleotides. RefSeq names its product derlin-2. Lineage: Eukaryota; Metazoa; Mollusca; Cephalopoda; Octopoda; Octopodidae. The record is from RefSeq and is a predicted model, not a curated record.
GCACGCAUGCGCAUUAACACGUGGCACUCAGCAAUGGCAGCGCAAACUUUUCAGCAAGAAUACAUGCAGAUGCCCCCUAUAACUAGGGCUUAUACUACUGCAUGUGUCCUCACUACAAUAGCUGUUAAAUUAGAUAUAAUAACACCACUACAAUUAUACUUUAAUCCAGAUUUGAUUUUCAAAAAGUACCAAAUAUGGCGGCUUCUUACCAAUUUUAUGUAUUUUGGACCUAUUGGCUUCAAUUUUAUUUUCAACAUAAUUUUCGCCUAUCGUUACUGCCGUAUGCUGGAAGAAGGGUCAUUUCGGGGACGUACAUCUGACUUCUUUUUUAUGUUUCUUUUUGGAGGAUUUAUAAUGAUUAUCAACACAAUACUGAUUGGAAAUAUCGCCUUCUUGGGAAAUGCCUUCACUAUAAUGCUGGUGUAUAUCUGGAGUCGACGAAAUCCCUAUGUCAGAAUGAAUUUCUUUGGUCUUCUAAAUUUUCAGGCUCCUUAUUUACCAUGGGUACUCCUGACAUUUUCUCUCCUGUUAGGUAACUCUGUUGCUGUAGAUCUUAUGGGAAUUUUGGUUGGCCACCUUUAUUUUUACCUUGAAGAUGUAUUCCCUCUACAAAUGGGUGGCUUCAAAAUAUUGCGAACUCCUCGAUUUCUUAAAUAUUUGAUGGACACAACUGUUGAAGAUCCAAAUUACCAGCCAUUCCCAGAGGACCGUCCAGGUGGGUUUGAUUGGGGCAAUAAUGGAAACUAGAGAACUAUUGUCUUGGUUUUCUUUUUUCCUCCAACUUAGAACUGAUAUAAAGGAGUCUGAUACAAUUUCAGCUUUCUGAAGACAACUGCUUUCCCACAGCAUUGUGCCUUCCGCUUCACUUCAUCUUGGCACUAAUGUUAUAUGUGGUAUUUUCUAAAGCAAAUGACUUCACUCCUCCAACCUGACUGAACUACAUCUCAAAUUUAUACAGCUAUUCUCUUUUGGAUAAAUUUGUAUACUUUUGAUAAGGGUUAUGAUAAUAACAACUCUAAUUAGCUUUGUUGACAUCUUGUGAACUUACUGAAAAUACUGCAGUUUUUUAAAACAUUUCAUGCAGACACUCACAGAUGUGUACACACCCAGAUACAUACUUGGAAAAAAUCCCUACACUAAUACAGACAGUAUAUUACACACAUUCAAUAUUGUUUAUUUAAUUAUUUAUUUAAUUAUGAAAGAAAAAGUAAAAAAAAAAUAAACUUUCUAUUGUAGUAUAAAAUAACCUCUCGUCUGAUGGACAUUUUUUGUUUUUGUAUUCACUUUGAGUUGGUUUAUUGAUAACCCUAUGAAUCCUUAAAUUGACAUCAUUUCUGAGAUCAGCUAAAUGGUGAAAUAUGUGUGUUCUCAAGUACUUGUAUCAUGAAAACUCAAAGAUUUUGAUUUACUUCCUUCAUCCCUGCCAGCUACUGUUGAACCUUUUGAAAAUCAGAUGAUGUUUAUGCUAAUGUGAUAUAUAUAUAUGAAAAUUGUUAAGAAUUUGCUUUGGUCAAGUUCUACACAAAGGAAAAUGUGCUUAGGGUUACCUCUAAGUUGGGAAAGUAUGUAAGAACUAUAUGUAAAUAAUAGCGUGUGUAGGUUGCCCCCGAAGAGAAAAUGACGGAAAAAUAGUCUAGUGACUGUUAAAGACAAUCUAAUAGUUUGGAUAAUCAUCAAAAACUUAUAAAUAUCAUAUUGUUUUCUUACAACUAUCUUAGUCACCAAUGUAGUUACAAAGCUUUUGGAAUAAUACUCUGUUACCAUUAGGCUCUGCACUCUUUCCUCAUUUUCCCGAAUGCUUCCAGAUGUUUAUUUGUGAUAUAUGUAUAUAUUGUAUAGAAUAAUUCAUAUUUAGGAGUCUUCUCAUAUACCUAUUGUAAUUAUGUUAUUUAUUUGAAAUAUUUAAUAAAUCCCUAUAGAUACUAUAUCGUUUUACACAUACAUAUUUGACUUUUCUGGCAGAGCAAAGUGACCAUUAUAAGACUGGUAGGGAAUCUUCAGUUUCCUUUGUUUGAUUUUUAAAAGGAUGUAAUUAAGAUGGUAUUAUUUUUCCAAAGAAUGAAGGAAUGUUUACUUUGUAAACUUCUUUUAUUUGUUUUAGUUGUCUUUACAGAAAUCUAUUAUUGUUGCAGUACUUCACUUAUAGCAAUGUGUUGUAUAUCUUGUAAGGUUGUACAUAUAGUGGUCUGCACUAGUGUUAUGACAAUAUUAAGAAUAUGAAAUAAUUUUGUAUUCUAUUCUCAGUUUUCUUAAUUCUAUAAAACAAUCCUAUUUCAACUGCUAAGAUUCAAGUGCCAUAUUUAUAGAGGUAGAGAUCCUCUUGCCUGAGCUUUGUUAACUUCAUUUAAUUGGAAUGGAUAGCUGUAAAUACCUGAAAGGAUAAUUACGACAGCUUAAAAUUAUCAGUUACUUUUUAAAGUCAUCUGCUUAUUUAGAAAAUGCUAUGUUGCAAAAACAAACUAAAAACGGGUUCCAUUUUACUUGUCAGCGCUUCACCUUAAAUAAGCUAUGAUGCUUUAUCAUAUUUGUAGAAUUAUUCCAUACUAUUUUUAAUUGCCAUUCUUAAAACUUUGGUCUUGGGUCUAUGCUUCUACCUCAAUGCUAGCUGGAUUUUCCCCCAUGGACCUUUGGUUAUUGAUCCAUAUUAAGUUUUGGUAAAGAGAAUUUGUCUUGUAACUGAUAACUAGAAAUAAUUGUUGUAGGGCAUUUCUGCUGUGUAAUUCCAUGUUAUUUCCCACAAUCUUACUAAUUUUAAAUUUGAAGGAUUUUAUGUUUCCCUUUCAAAAUGCUAUUAUAUCUAGUUUACAGCCUGUUAAUCCUUUUUUUUUUAUUUUGUCCCAUUUCCCCUUGAUGAGCCAAUAAUAAUUAUGAUUUGCUGCAAUGAAUAUCAAACAUUGUACUGAGGCCCAAUAAGGAAAUACUGUUGACUUCAUGGCUUAAUCAUUCAUGUCUUAAAACUGAGCCUUUUUUUUUUACUUCUUUAAAUUAAAAAACAAUAGUGAUACAAAGCCUGAUAAUAAGGGCUCUUUAGUCUCAAUAAAUUUGGUAUGCCACAACCUAUUUUUAGAUACAUCAGCUCUUGCAGUAAAUUGUAUUGCCUCAUCCUAAUAAUCUCUCCAUUACAACCCUCUUCAGUUGAAAAUUUACAUGCAAAAUGCCACAAGUCUUUAUUUAGCUUCAUUGCAGCAGAAAUAGAGAUGUUUGUAAUUUAGUGAAUUGAAUGUUUAACAAAAUGGUUUUUAAAGGGUUUAUUCUGUGGAACGUGAGCAAGUUUAUUAUGUAAACAGGGAGAGUUACAAAAGCUAAGUGAAUAAGGUAAUCUAUUCCACAGCUGUAGAGUUGUGGGUCAUAUACUGUCUUUUGCCCCAACUCACCAAGCAGAAAGUGGAGGAGUACUGAAAUGGAAAUUACUAAUUGAUUUGGGGGUAUACUAUGAUGAGAGUAAAUCCUCAUUUAUGGAAUGAAAGAUAAUUAUAAGUAGAAUAUUACAUUUACUAUUACAAUAAUGAUCAUAAAUUCAAAAAUAUUUUUGUGUUUUUCUUUUAUUAAUUAAAAUAUCAAAUUCUUUAAAAAGUCUGAAAUUAAAAAGAAAUUAUGGAUUUAUAAUUAUAAUUGCAAUAACAUAUUUAAGCUGUAUCUUAUUUAUUUUUCUCGAGGAUGAAGAAAUGUUCCUUCCAAAGGUUUCUCUAUUUGUUAGGGAGUGGGUGUCAGAAACAGCUAGAAGUUAUGUUCAUACUUUCCCAAGGAGAUUGGGGAAAUAUAUGUGCUAAAGUCUCCAACUGAGGAUGAAAUAUAGAUUGGGAUUAUUUUUGCUGGAAGCAUAACACCUUUUUUUGUCUUUUUUAGAAUGCUACAACAAACUAUUUAAUGAAUUAAAAGUUUUUCUUCUUUAAAUUGGUUACUUGUUAAGGAAUUUGGAUAUUAAUUUCGAGCUUGUGAGAGAAACAGUAUUUAAAAAUUGAUAUUCAAUCAUACCUUUUAAAUAUUUACCAUCUCUCUUGGGGCUUUUCCUAUUGGAAUUAUACUACACCUUUCUAUGUAGAAUGGCAAUUUUUCAGUUGUUACAUGAAUCAAUUGUUACCUUAAUCUAGUGAAUAACUUUCAUUGGUUUUUCACUGGAGUAUGCUGCUAACAUUAAGCAGGAGUGCUACAACAAUAGCUCUACCAUAGGCUUGGAACAUUCAUAUUUAAAUUAACUUCUAAAAGAAAAUCAGUUGUGCCACAUUAAGGUAGAUGAGUUUUAUACUGUCAUGAAAGGGGUAGAUGAAACAUCUCUAUAAUACGAUAUUUCACAGGUUCAAAUCAAUGAAAUAAAACUUCCAGGAAUUAUGUAAAUGGUGUUGAGGCAGUAUGUAUUAUUUGAAAAAUUUGAUACCAUGUUUUCAUGUUUCUAUGUUCUAAGAUGGAUAAUGUGUUUCUAUUUAUUUUAAACAAAGGUUAUCAAAGAAAGGCCCAGACUGAAGCUUUUAAUGCUGUGUUUUAUAUAUCUUGUAGCACUAUCUCUGUUUAGUUCUUUGAAAUUAUUUCAGUAGCUCUCUCAUUGGAAUAAUAAUGUCAGGCAAAAAUUAUCUUUGUUAGACAUGUCAUGUAUGUGUUCUUUAAAUGUUAUUCAUAAAUCCCUUUCCUCAAAUUUAAAACAAAGUCCUUAAUUCAGUAUAUUUUUUUAAAUAUCUCAAUUAUUUGGAAUAUAUUUUAUUAAAUAUUUUUUCUAACAACCAAAUCUCUAUAUGAUCAAUAUCAUUUAAAAAAGAAAAUGUCUUUUUUCCUCGUGUAAAUGGGUCUUAUCUGAUAUCCUUCAACAAAUAACUUAAUAUUUAGACACUUCAAUCACAUGACAGUUUUAUUUAAAUUUUGAUUUAAAAAAUUAAACUGGUGUUAUUAGAUUUAUUUUUUUUUAGUUAUUUGCUUAGAUUCUUCUGUACAAUGUGUUUCGUUCUCGUUUUGUCAAAAGUGAAACAUACAUAACACUCUUUACUCGGCUGUUUAUUCCUUUUGUACCUAAGAAAAAAAAACAUCAUUGUCAGCUUAUUAAGCUACAUCGUAAGUUGUAUAUAGCCUGUAUAAUAAAAUUUUCAUUCAGAAUUUCUUGGAAAA